Homarus americanus (American lobster) is the source of this 817-nucleotide messenger RNA. Its product is annotated as solute carrier family 23 member 1-like. NCBI's taxonomy places the organism in Eukaryota, Metazoa, Arthropoda, Malacostraca, Decapoda, Nephropidae. The record is from RefSeq and is a predicted model, not a curated record. Gene Ontology annotation, cellular component: membrane. Gene Ontology annotation, molecular function: transmembrane transporter activity. Gene Ontology annotation, biological process: transmembrane transport.
UGGCUGGUCAUGAACCCUGAUGUGAUCCAGACUGGGGAACACACAGUUGACCAGAUCCUGACAGUGCUGCUGCAGACCUCCGUGUUGGUGGGGGGUUUACUCGGCUUUAUCCUCGACACCACUAUACCAGGAACUCCAGAAGAACGUGGCCUUCUGAAGUGGAAUGCUCACCUACAGAACCCAGAGAAUGAAGAGGAAGCCAAGGUGCAGAGUCAACAGUUAAACUGUUACAAUCUUCCUUUCGGCAUGGAUGCCAUCAAGAAAUACUCAUGGACGAAGUACAUUCCUGUGUCUCCUACCUUCACCGGCUUCUCAAAAAAAAGAUAUUAACUAAAUUUAGACAAUAUUACAACACUAUGCUAUUCAUGUGGUGGUUAUUGAUAAUGCCCUUGACAGUGGCAUAAUAACACCAUGAAGAACCAUGUCAUCAUAAAACAAACUUAUUUUCUCCAUAAAAACAAUUCAAAGUUGCAAGAUACAUGCAAGGAAAAGAUUUUUUCUUAUAAAUUAAGUACACUAAACAUAGUAACAAGCAACCACUUAGACAUGAAAUAUGGUGAAUAUAACUAAUUUGCAGUAAUAAUCAAUUAAUGUACUGUAGAUCAAGUACAAAUAAAACGUUAGUUUUGUAUUAACACUUACUGUAACAUAUAAGACACAAGACGCUCUGGGCGAGAAGUGAACACGUGACAAACUUUAAAAAGCCACCAGAAAAUGCAGUUAAAAUUAGCAUUAGAAUAAAACAUAGAGAUAAGGGACACUCUAUUGGAAGGGGAAAAGUGGCAGAAAUCACUUACAACAAACUGCAAGUCCCACU